UAAUAAGAGGCGAACGAGAGGAAGAGAGUUUAGUUGUGAAGAGGCGGUCGUGAGGGGAAGGUGUGCGCUCCUGUCUGUCCGUCUGUCUGUCUGUCUGCCUGUCUGUCUGUCUACCUGGGCGUCGCUUCCAACAGCACACAAUGGCGAGAAACCGCUCCCCGACCUUCCUAACUGCCUUCCUAACUACGGUCCUAACUGCUGCUUCACUGGGGCUCCUGUGUUCCCAAGAAGUGGCGGGACAAGUUAGGAACGAUGUGUGUUUUCCUGGCGAGGGACAGUUUGUACAGCUGCCACCUGAUCCUAACUUCAUUCCUAACGUCCAGAGAUUCACCUAUAACAUGUUUGACAAGAUCUCGAGUCAUGAAGGAGAGAGGAGUGUGAUGCUGUCGCCUUACAGUGUGUGGAGUGUGUUGUCUCUGGCUUACUUCGGCGCCCUUGGCAACACACAGCGGGAGUUAGAGAGCGUCCUGGGUUUCGUCAACAAGACACACACUCUCUCUAACUGGAACGCACUCAGAUUCUUCUUGGAGGGAGGUUCUGGGGGCGCCACCCUCAAUGUUGCCAACAGCGGUUAUUUCUCAAACUCUCUUGACCUGAAUCGCUGUUUGACCUCACGCCUGUUUGACCUCCAGGUGGUGGACUUCACGAAGAACGAGGUCGCACGUCAAGCCAUCAACAGGGACGUCAACACCACCACGCAAGGUCGGAUAUCCGAGCUCAUCACCUUCUUACCUCAGAAUACCCGGUUUGUCUUGAUCAACGCCAUUUUCUUCAAAGGCAUGUGGGAGACGGAAUUUGACCCUGAAUUGACCCAGCCUCAUGAGUUCCUGGUCCCCCCUGGCGUGUCCUCAGGGUCCGUGCCAAUGAUGAACAGGGUCGACUCAAUUGUGGCUGGCCAAGCAGAAGGUCUGGACGCAAUGAUGGUGGAACUCCCUUAUAAAGAUUCUAAUGUGUCUAUGUACCUCCUGCUUCCCAAUGACCCUAUGGCCCCGACCACCACCCUCACCUCCAGGCUCAACCCCACCACCUUCGCCACCGCAGUCCGAGGCCUUCCCAAGCACAAGGCCUAUGUACAGUUGACAAUGCCUAAAUUCAAGCUGACAGCACGAUAUGAAGAGGAGCUUAAGCAGGCUCUCUCAUCUCUGGGGGUCAAGUCGCUGUUUGACCCACGAAGAGUUGACCUGACUGGCUUCUCUGUCACCAGUCCGCCCUUGUUUGUUGACACGGCCAUUCACCAAGCCACUGUGGAGGUCAAUGAAGAGGGGACAGUGGCUGCGGCUGCUACUGCCCUCAUCGACACCCGCAUAGGCCCACAGACGCCCAUGCCCAUUGUUUUCAAUAGGCCUUUCGUCUUCAUGAUCGUGGAGAAGAGGACGCAGAUUCCUUUGUUUGUCGGAAAGGUCACCUCUGCCGCUGAUCUCGAAGCACUGUGAGGAGGAGGAGGAGGAGGAGGAGGAGGAAGAGGAAGAGGAAGAGGAAGAGGAAGAGGAAGAGGAAGAGGAGGAGGAGGAGGAGGAGGAGGAGUGGUUGUUUUGGUAAGAUUUCAAUAUUUUGGAUUUGUUAAAAAGAGAGAGAGAGAGAGAGAGAGAGAGAGAGAGAGAGAGAGAGAGAGAGAAUAUCAACAUACUCUCACUCUCUCUCUCUCUCUAUCUAUCUAUCUAUCAAACAAUGUCCGUCUGUGUGUGCAUCUGUGUCUGUAUGUGCGUGUGUCUGUCUCACAAUCACAAACACCAAGAUUACUUAACUACACAAAAUAGGGAAUUAUAUAUAUGUAACUAGGUAUUAUUACAAGUUUUAUUAGUAAUUGUCACUGGAUAUGUAACAAAAAUAAUAAUAAUAAUAAUAAUAAUAAUAAU
Molecule: messenger RNA, 1856 nt
Organism: Portunus trituberculatus (swimming crab)
Lineage: Eukaryota; Metazoa; Arthropoda; Malacostraca; Decapoda; Portunidae
Product: antichymotrypsin-2-like
Exons: 8
Coding region: 141-1433 (430 amino acids)
Molecular function (GO): serine-type endopeptidase inhibitor activity
Source: RefSeq, a predicted model, not a curated record